GGGUGAAGGCCGCGGAGGCUAGAGCCCAAGGCCUGAGGCUAGGAUAUCGAUGCCGAAAACGAAGACAAGUACGUGCAUGCCUUUGUGUGCAUCGCGCACCUGGCGCUGAGGCGAUGUUCUCAGUUGUCGUUCUCGUGCGGCAUGGCAGUUUGUCGCGUUCCUAUACCGGAGACAAGUUGUCCUCUACAAUACACUCUACUAGGUAACUCACACAGGCUGACUGGCUUGACAAGGAGCAACUUGGUGGUCACGCAUUACAGUGACCUUGCACUCUAGUGUUGACGUUUCUUCCUCUAUCAACCUCUUACCUUAAGGGCUCGCUUGGAUACUGGAGGAGCAAACAUUCCCGCAAACGCCCUGUGCGCCACAGUAGGCGCGCGCAGCGGAUUCCUUUGAGCGCAUUCUGAAUUUCAGCGUGCUGAAAUUCAGAACCUACACCGCGUGCCCUUGCCAAGCUGAAGAUCGUUGCCUACGCAUCGUUGUGGGCUCCUGGAGCGUGCGUGGGACCUGUCGUUCCAGCUGAGCACUCAGACUCCUGACACAGGACUACUAGUAUGCUGUGUGGGAAACCGCCAAACCUCAGGCUUGAGCGUUCAGAGCUGGAUGAUGAGCGAGUGGAGCGCUCCAAGGCCUUCACUGGUCCCUCACCUCGCAACUCGCCCCAAGUUCAAGACAUUAACGACUCCCAGGAACUGAGCGACGUCUUCAGAACCUCGACCGCCCCUUUCGAGCCCCCUGAUGUCCCGACGGCUCCUUUCGAGCCGCCAAGCCUGCUGAUACGCCCAAGGCUCUCAGUGCUGGGCGUGGCGGCAUUAGACAGCCCAGCUGUCGAAUGCUACUCCCCAGAGCCCAUGCAGCACUGGCGAGCGCGGCCCGGGACGCGCGGCGGGCACGGGGACGCGCCCCCCACCGGCACAGGGUCGCUGCUGCCACCCGCCUCCGCCUCCUCAGCCGCCGCCCAGCCCUCCGGCCGCACUGCCGGCCUGGGCUAUGCGCACAGCCUGGUGUACGCACAGCGCGCUCUGCUGGGCAGCCCUGGGAGUGGCGCCGACCACAGCGGCUCGGGCGGCGGCAGCCCCCACAGCGGCCACAGCGUCGCGUCAUGCCCCUCGCCCCACCGCCAGUCCACACCCAACCUCAGCGUGCCCGCCUAUGCAUACGACGGCAGCAGCGGAGCCGGGCCGGCGGACGGCGGCGCCAACAGCGGCAGCACCACCACCGCCCGACCCUCCCCCCUGGCCCGGCGACUGGUCGCGCGCUACAUGUCCCGAGCCCGCUACGGCAGCAGCGGCGGCAGCGGCCGCCCCGGGGCCCCACCAGCCCCACACGCCCCCAACGCGCUGCACCACAUGUUGCUCCACGGGGCGUCGGUCGCGCCGGUCGAACACGAGGGCGGUCAGCGCUGGGGCCGCCCCGGCCGCGCUGCCACACUGCCCGUGGACGUGCGCGAGGAGCCCGAGGCCGAGGCCGAGGCCGAGGAGGGCCAGGGGCGCCAGCCGCGGCAGCAGCACAGUGGCUGGGUGCUGACCCUGGCCCGUGCCGCCACUGCCACCGAGCUGUUCCCCGAGCUGGGCCUGGGGUCGCAGGCUGACAGUGGCCACAGCGGCGACAUUGUGUCGGCCGCUGCCUUCGCCGCCGCCACACCCUUCACCACCGCCUCCUCGGCACCGACGCAGCUGGUCCUCACCACCAGCAUGCCCACGGCGGGGAGCAACAGGGCGCAAGAGCUGCUGGGGGCGGGGCCGCAGCAGGGGGCGCCAGCUGCGGCGUCAGUGCCCUACAGCCGCAGGUCCCUCGAGCUGAGCCACCUGCGUGUGGGAGGUAGCCUCGUGAUGAGCAAGUCCGUCGGAAGCACGGGCGCGGGUGCCGCCGCGGCUGCGGGUGUGUGCGGGCCGGACCAGCUGGCCCCGCGGCCGCCGCGUCGCCUCAGCAACAGCGGCCGCAGGAUGUCCCUCCUGCAGCCGCAGGCGCAGGAGCCCCACCUCCAGCGGCCACAGCCUCAGCCGCUGCCGCAGUCGCAGUCGCAGCCCUUGGGUUUUGUGUCGGCGCUCCUCCGCAACGGCGCGGCAGUCAUGGACAAGCUGCGCGGCCGGGCGGCGCCAGGUGCGGCUGCGGCUGCGGCUGCGGCUGCGGCUGCGGCUGCGGCUGAGCGGUACGCCCCGGAGCCGCUGCAGGGCGUGUCCUCGGCCCCUCUGGAGCUGGUUGGCAGCUGGGGCCCGGAGCGGGGCGAGGGCAGCAGUGGCCCCAGUUGGCCGCUGUCGCCGCCGCUGUCUGGGCCGCUGGAGCCGCUGAUGGAGGAGGGGGAGCACCACCUGCACCUGCAUCAACAUGAACACCAGCUUCACCAGGACAAGCACCAGCACCAGCCGACGGCCGCACGCGAGCCCGAGCACGAGUCGGCGGAGGAGCAUAUGCAGCCAUGUCAGCAGGCUCAGCAGCAGCAGGCGCAGCAGGCACAGCAGGCGCAGCAGGCACUGCAGCAGGAGCAGGAGCAGCCGGGGCUGGCCACUGGCGGUGCUGAUGACUCCGAGAGCUGUGCGGAGUGCAGUCGUGCCAGCAGCGGCGGCCUGGGCGCCGCCGGCAGCAGUGCCAGUGUCAGCGCCAGCGGCACCAGUGGCAGCUACCAGCAGCUCACCCUCAGCCUGCGCAGCAGCGCCGGGCCCGACCCGCCGCAGCUGGCCAGCCUGCAGCAGCCGCAGCCGCAGGAGGGCGGGGCCCGCACCCCCAGCGCUGGACGCGUGGCGUCUACCCCUGACUGGCCUGAGAGCUCGCAGGCCACCGCUACCACUGAGUCCACACCGCCUUCCACCGCCGCGACACCCGCCAUGGACCUCACCGCAGCCAGCCAGGUUGCGGAGUCUGCAGCCGAGUCAGACGCCGAGCGGCAGGCGGCGCCCAGCGGCGUGCGCGUGUCCGCCAUCGCUGCGGCCUCACGGGCGGCGGCCAAGCAGCACCGGCAGCUGGAGGCUGCGCAGCUGCAGCCGGGGGUCGAGGUCGAGGUCGUGGCGGAGGGGGCGGCGGCGGUGGAGGUUGCGGCAUGCUCACCCCGCGCCCCCGCCACCCCGCCUGCGGUGGCCACGCCGGCAUCGCCGUUCGUGGCGGCGGACCGCCACGGCAGCACUACCCGCACCAGCAGCGGCGGCGGCAGGGCGGCAGGUGUCGGCGCGGAGGCCGCGGUGGCCAUUGGCGCUGCCACUGCCGCCGCUGCCGGCACCGCCGAGGCCGAUGACGGACUGGUGGCGGGCGACUCGCCCUCCGCCUCCCGCACCCUAGCCCUGCCGGUGCGGGCCACGGCGCCGCACGGCCCCUCCCUGGUCUCGGCGCACGGCCAGGCACAGGACGCCCCGCCGGCGCCGUGCCUACGCACUGCCGCUGCCGCUGCCGCCCGCACGCAACCGCCUGUAGCCGAUGCUGCCACUACUGCCCGGGCGCUCUGCUCGGCGCCGCUGCAGGAGCUGGAGGUCCCUGGCGCGGCUGUAGCGGCCGUGUCCGCGGUGCCUGCGGGCCCCGUCACCGCUGACACCCUCUCGCCACCUGCGCCCGCCCCUGCACCUGCGUCACCCAGCAGCCAGCCCGCAGCGCAGCCGCAGCCUAAUGCUGCUGCCGCCGCUACCACCACGCCUGCGGUGCCCUGCCCGCCUCCCUUCACGGCGCUGGCGCCGCCGCCGGAGCGCUCCCUGAUGCACUGCUGGUCGGGCGCGCCUGCGGAGAUGCGGCGGGGGUGCUGGGGCCGUGAUGACUACCACCUCUCGCGGCAGCUGUACCAGGGAUAUGCCAGUGAGGUGUUCAAGGCGGUGUGCCUCAAGAGCGGGCAGGACGUGGUCCUCAAGGCCUACUGCCUGCCCAGCCUCACGCCCUUCCUCACGCACCAGGCGCUGAGGGAGGUGCACGUGCACAAGCGCCUGGCGCACCCGCACAUCGUGCAGCUCAUCGGCGCCUUCAGGGAGGGCGACUUCCUGGUGCUGGUGCAGGAGUACGUGCGGGGCGGCAGCCUGGACCGGGCGCGGCGCAAGCUGCCCGCAGCGGGGCACCAGGCAGGGGCAGGAGGCGGAGGAGGGGGAGGCGCCGCUGCGGGCCGGCCUCGUCUGAGUGAGGCUCAGGCGCUGCACCUGGUGCUGCUGCCGCUGCUGAGGGCGCUGGGCUACCUGCACGCGCAGGGCAUUGUGCACCGCGACAUCAAGCCCGAGAACCUGCUGUUCACGCCCGACUGGCGCCUCAAGCUGUGCGACUUCGGCGUCAGCGUGUGUCUGUCGGAGGAGCGCGCCGUGACCCGCACCGGCUCGCGCGACUACAUGGCGCCCGAGGUGACCACCUGCCCGCUCAAGAGGACGCCGGCGGACAACAAGGACUGCCCGCAGAUGGCCUACACGCCCGCCGUGGACGUGUGGAGUCUGGGCGUGCUGGCCUAUGAGCUGCUGGUGGGCUUCACGCCCUUCCCAGGAGGCCCGCCCGCACUCAAGGUGGUGGCAGCCGGGGCGGCGGCGGUGGCAGGGGGCGUGCCGCCGCUGGCGUUCCCCGGCGGGGUGUCGGCGGCCGCGCGUGGCUUUGUGGAGUCGUGCCUGCGGCUGCACCCUGGCGACCGGCCCACUGUGACGCAGCUGCUGCAGCACGAGUGGGUGCGCGCGGCAGUCAACGACGUGGCGGCAGUGGCGGGCGUGAAGGCAGCCCCGGAGGUGGAAGCCUCUGCGGCGGCAGAGGGCAAGCUCACGCCCGCAAUGAUCUGACUUGGUACAUCCAAUGCGCAUAUGGAUGCAUAACCCUGGCAUUGCAGAGGUGUGAAGUAAAGCAUUCUGGACAAAAGUUGUUUUGAUUUCGCUGGCAUUCCAGGGGCCUUAAGGGUUGUCGUUUACUGCCGGUCUUCGUGACGAGCAUUGUUGCAGUUGUGGUUGCAUGCGUGUUUUUGUGCAGUGUGGGUCUCUUGGGUGCGGUUUGCUUGUCUCCUUCCGCUGUUGCGGGCCUAAGCUUGUGGCACUUACCUUACAGUCGUGGUGCUUCUUCAUCUGCACUCAUGAACAUCAUCCGGGCCUUCCUGGCUUCCCCGUCCUCAUGCGACACACACUGGCUGGCGCACUAGCUGGCUCACACUUCAAGGCGGUACCGCAUACGCAUUCAGUUUACAUCGGUGCUUGGUUUGCGCUUGAGGGCUUGCUGUCCCCAUGACGGCGAGAGGCUGCACCUAGCUAGAUAGACCAACGCAAAUGAGCAGGCGCUGCUGCACGUUGCUGCAUGGUGCAUGUAUGGCCCUGCUAUGUGGCCCUGCUGUGUGUGUGAGAGCACUGGGCGCUCCUCGGGACAGGUGGCGGAUGGGUGGCUCCCGGGAAUGGCUGGUUGGCGUGGCUGUGUGUCCGUAUACCUCCCUUAGCACAGGGAACAAUGUGAAGAUCAUGGUGGCAACAUGCAUGGACCUUUGCGGGUGCGGCUGCGGCCGCCCGGGGCCGCUUGACGUUUAGCUCAUGUAUUAUGAGGGACGGAGUCCGCUGGCAAUUGCCGGUGGGAAAGCAGGAGGAAACACAGCCUACGUGGAGGCGAUACGUGGGCGCCCCUGUGAGUUGUUAACUUUCUAGGGGAGUAGUGUGCGGGACUCUUAUAUGUUGACAGGAUGCUGCAGUUUCUUCUUCGUGUUGACGGGUGGCCGUGCACACACGCCGUGGCCGUGCAGGCGGGUGCUGCCGUGCAGGCGCACACGUGUGGGGGUGGCGACACACUGCACCGCCGCAACAAUAAGCGCACCAUGCGGCUCCGCGGCUGUGGGGCCAGCAGUGGGGCGAUACCUGGUCGGGACAGGGCAGGAAGGCGCAUGUACGCGCAACGCAUUGGUGGGGGAAGUUGUUUGUGCUGUGUGUGAAUGUGAAUGUGUGCUGCAGGAUGUGGCAAAACCAGGUGUGUAUCGCCGCUUUCGCACGUGUGGACAGUGGGUGUACCGUACAGCCAUGACAGGCGCAUCCGCAUCAUGUUGCACCGCCACAUCAACACUAGCAGUCAUGACCCUGUGUCGCACGCUUGAGAGACUGGCUCAUCGGAGUCUUGUGACGGUGACGGGGGUGUGUGACACACGCGUAUGUGGUGUGUGUGUGUGUGUGUGUAUCUGUGUGGUUGUGUGUGGGAAGAGUGGUAAGCGGCACCGGGUGACGGGCGGCACGGGUGCGUGCCCCCCUCACGGGGUUGGUGCGGCUGCAGGUGUGACUUCACGGGCGCAUGGGACUGGUGGCCAGGCACUGCCCUCCUGGCAGGUGCCCCCGCGCUGCAUGUGUUGAGGGGGCUGCUCAAUCCAAUGUGCAAGCCCGGCGCUUCUGGGACAUGAAGCCCGCAAGAUGCGAUUACAGGCUGCAUUGGGGUAUUGUAGCCCUUGCCCCCGCACACUUGUUGUUUGUUGUUUACCUUGUGUGGGGGAUGAAGAGCUUCGUGCAGACUCGCGGGAAUGUGCUUUGGACUGUCUGGGUCUCUGGGAUGUUACAGCAACUGUUCACGUCAAUAAAAGGGCGUCGUGCUGUGUCGUACGGGCUCUGUAGUACAAUAUGAUUGCAGCAACCGAUGCGGUGAAAGGUGGCAAUAAAGUUGCUUUGGCUGGCAUCAUGCGGUCGUGGCCUUGUCACCUUGUGGGCGCCGCCCCUGCACCUCUUGAGGCGGUGCGGGCCCCUGCAGCUGCUGCGACCGCUGCUGCCAGUGACGCGGCGCCCUGGUCGCCAGGGACACGGGGGCCACAGUGAGCUCCGCGCUGUUACUGCUGAUGCAACCUUGUAAGCCGCGAGUCGU
Chlamydomonas reinhardtii is the source of this 6753-nucleotide messenger RNA. RefSeq lists its product as uncharacterized. Gene Ontology annotation, molecular function: protein kinase activity; ATP binding. Gene Ontology annotation, cellular component: spindle pole centrosome; chromosome passenger complex; spindle microtubule. Lineage: Eukaryota; Viridiplantae; Chlorophyta; Chlorophyceae; Chlamydomonadales; Chlamydomonadaceae. Bases 852 to 4724 code for a protein of 1290 amino acids. The record is from RefSeq and is a predicted model, not a curated record. Gene Ontology annotation, biological process: protein phosphorylation; mitotic spindle organization; regulation of cytokinesis. The transcript is spliced from 5 exons.